UGUGUGUGUGUGUGUCAGUGUGUGUGUGUGUGAGCAGCAGCUGCAGUAAACGUUUCCGAGGUUGUGGAAGGGAUGACCCACAGUGUAGAGCCGCAGUUAAAGGAAGGAAGUGACAGGUCGCGCUGUGUGAGAGGAUGGAAAGUCAGUAGCUGAGCCGCUGUAACUCGCCCCCACACUAUGGCUGACUUUAAGCGGUCAGAAGAACACAUUAAUAAACUUAUAGUUCGUCUCCAAAACGUGCAAGUGGACAAAUCCGUGGACACUUUGCUUCAGAUCCUGGAGGACCUGCUUCAACACACUUCUGCUGAAAAUGCCUCAAGUUUGUUUCAAAAUAAAAAUGUCUACAUCAAUGUGCUGGUGGUUUUGGAGUCCUACAUCAAUAUUACCAGUAUUCAGCAGGCAGGCUGGUCUUUACUCUAUAAGCUGAUUGAGCUCUGUCCAAGUAUACUUAACAAACUGGCUGCUCCCUGGGACGUGGGAAAGGAUUGGGAUGUACUUGGAGUCCAUAAGCAGAUCCUGAAUUUGUUGUUUGUUCAUAGUACUCAUCCUGCUUUACAGGCACUUGGCAUUAAGGUGCUAACACUCCUUGUUCAUUCAGAUUCAAUUUCAAUGUUGCUGCGAGAUGAGGAUACGGAUAUUUUUACUUUGGUUGUUGAGGCCAUGCGGACCUUUGCUACUGAUUCAAGCAUUCAGAUGCAAGGAAGUCAAGUGUUGUGUGCACUUUUAGAAAAAGUUUCAGAUGAGCAAGUGAUUGAAUUUGUGGAAGGGAAAGAUCAUUGGGUAAUUUUAGAAGCCAUAAAACACUUGCAACAAAAUGAAGAUUCUGUGCUACAUGCCCUGAGGGCUCUACUUCCAUUGGCUAGACCACCAAAUAAUGUGGAAAUUCUGAUGUCUGGAAAUGAAAAGUGUUACACUGUUGUAAUGACUAUAAUGACAUCAUUUCCUGAUAAUGAGGCAAUACAAGACAUUGGUUGCCGUCUGUUUCAGAAGUUCACACUUGAUAAUUUUUACAAUAUUUUGGUAUUGAACGGCGUUCAAGAAGUUAUUGUGAAAGCAGUUGUAAGAUACCCAGCGAAUAGUUCAUUACAAGCUGCAGGUCUAAGUACUUUGGCUCUUUUAACUGAAACAAUAUUUGUGAACAAGGAUCUUGAUGAAAGAAAAGAUGAGGAAGAUCUCUGCUGGCUGGAGGCUUGUUGCAAAGCAUUGGAAUUUCAUAAGGAGAACCAGGAAGUCCAGGAAGCAGCUUGUUGGGCAUUAAACAAUUUACUUAUGUAUCAAAAUGAUCUUCAUGAGAAGUUUGGAGAUGAUGAAACAAGAUUUCCAGUGCACAGACUGGUGAUGGCAGCCAUGUUAUUGCAUUCAACAUCGAAGGAAGUGUUUCAGGCAUCUGCAAAUGCUUUAGCAACUUUGGCAGACCAAAGUGUGCGAAUACGGAAGCUUUUAUUGGCAAAAGGGAUACAUAUCAAUAUUUUAGAUUUAAUGAAGAAACAUUCUGAUUGUUGUGAUGUCCUGGAAAGUGCUUGUAAAGUACUUAAUAAACUGUUCUUUGGAAGUAUCCUCAGCAUAGAUGUCAUGAGCUUGAGUUUAACCAGAAUAGUAAGUUCUAUGAAGAGCUAUGAACAAUUUGUUUCUGUGCAACUGGAGGCCCUUCGAACAAUAUCACAUUUCAUUUGUUCCUUUUGCAAGAUGAAUCCGGAAGAGGUUGGCAGAAAUUUGCAUGAAGAUACAGAAAGAAUGGACUUAAAGCAAAAAGUAAUUAAAAAUCAGUGUUUGUUGGAGGGUGUUCACACAUUGGUUCUUGAAGCUAUGAACAAGUUUGUCGGCAACCCGGCUCUGCAGCAGUGUGGCCUAAGAGUACUGUACGCCAUUUCUGAUUGUUCUGGUUCAUUGGAAAUGAUGACGGCCCAUGGUGCGAUGGACACUGUACUCCAUACAAUGCAGAUCUAUCCACAUGAACGAGAAAUUCAGUGUUUGAGUCUGAAAUUUCUGUUUGUCCUUGCUCCUAAGAAGCAUUUGAGCAAUACAUUGUUAGCUUUAUCAGCAAAAGUUAUAGUGGAAACUUUACUCAGAUUUGAAGAGGACACAGAGAUACAGAUACAGGGUUUCCAAGUUGCUUUGAUGUGUUUCACCAUCUUGCCAUCUGCUGCUACAACUUUCUUCAUGGAGUCCAUUGAUAAAGUUAUUUUUCGCCAGAUGAUACUUCGCUUCAUGGAUGACAGAAAUAAGCAGCUCCAGAACCUCAUUUGUAAAUGCUUGUCCAAAUUGUGCUGUGACAAUGCAAUCAAAAACAAGAUGCUUCAGAAUGCCUGCUCAGAAAACAAUGUCACUAUGGCUGAAUCCUUGAUUAUAUUGGGAGCUGACGUCAAUCAGAAAUCUUGGAGUGAAUCACUUAUUUAUCAGGCUUGUGAAAGAAGCAACAACCCACUUUUAGUAGAACUUUUGCUUAACAGUGGCACACGUGAGCAAGAUAUUCGCAAAUCCUUGGAUGUCAGCAUUAAGAAGGGAGAUGCCAACAUUAUCGGCUUGCUGCUAAAAAAACUUGGAUUAGACCAGAACAAUAAGGCUAUUUGCUUGGGUGGAUGUCGUAUGGGCAAAAUUGAGGCUGCUUGGUUAAGUCCUUUGUUUCCUGAUGAAAAGUUACCUGUUUCAAGAGGUCAAUUAACAAUAGGUACUUCCUUGGCAAAGUUGGUGCUGAGAUAUAGGGCAAAACCUGGGGUGUUGUUAAUGCAUCAUUCAAGUACAAGUUCUGACAUGAGCUACCCUGAGGAAGCUUGGGAAAGGAAUGAUAACUGGAUUUUGCUGCCAGAACUUUCAGCAACUGAUUCAGAGGAAAGUGGUACAUUUUGUACUGAUGAGCUGGAGAGUGAAGGAAGUGAUGUUCCCAUUAGCCAUAACAUGAUUGCUGAAGCAUUCAAUGAGUCUACAGCAACAGAGAGCCUGUACUUCAAACCCUCCUGUACUCAGAGUUCACUUGAAGAUGCUGAGCCUGUAGUGAACCAAAAGCGGAAAUUUGUUCAAGUAGUGCAUCACAAACCAAAUUGUGCAUCCAAAGGGUCCUCUUUAGGAAGUGGACAAGAUCUUGCUCAUGAGUUUGAAUGUAUCAAGUCUUUAGAUCUUUCUGCAAAUGAGCUGGACAAUCUAAACUCCAUAAAUGAGAAAUGUCCAGUCAGCAUGCAACUUGCCACACUGCAAAAAUUGGAUCUGCAUCAAAAUAACCUGAUGGGCUUCUCAAAAGAAUUGUGCACUAUUUUCAAGGGUCUGACUGAUUUGGAUUUGAGCAACAACAAGUUCACCUCUUUUCCUUGCUGUGUGCUGGAAAUGCCUUCAAUUAACACUAUUGAUAUCUCGAAAAACAACAUUGGACAUUCUUUGAUUUUGAAUUUGAACACUAGAUGCACUACCCUCAAACAACUAAUUCUGUCUCAGAAUCAGCUCUCCUCUUUCCCAGAGUGUCUUGGUGAAGUUAUAACUAAAAUAGAGGAAUUGUUUCUUAAAGGAAACAAAAUUAGCACAGUUGUAUCUUCACUGUGUUUGACUGAACUUAAUCUACUCGAUCUUAGUCAGAACUGCAUCACGAUCAUUCCAGAUACGUUCCUAAUCCAGUGCCCCAAGAUGGAAAUAUUCAGAGCCUCGGAGAAUCAUCUUAGUAUAUUAUCCGGUUUGCCGUCAAAAAUCACUGUAAUCGAACUGGCCAAUAACAAUUUUCAUCAAGUUCCAAAAGCAGUUCUACAGCUUCAACACUUAAGGAGCAUUAACCUAAGUCACAAUAAAAUAUCAGAGCUUCCCAGGCCUGUACUUUGGGCAUCUUCCAACAUAAGGGAGCUCAUAUUCAGUCACAACCAAAUCAGGGUUCUGGAUCUCAGUGAAGGAAUGAACAAAUGGUCAAGACUAGGAAAACUCGAUCUUAGCAACAACAACUUAAAGGAGCUACCCCUGCAGAUUGGUCUGCUAGGAAACUUAACCUCCUUGCUCUUGAGUUACAAUUCUGACUUGAGAUCCUUCCCAAAUGAGAUGGGAAAGCUGCACAAAUUAUGGGAGCUUGAAAUGCAAGGGCUGGACUUGGAUUUGGAUUUAAAACAUGUGGGCAGCAAAACCAAAGAUAUUAUAAGAUUUUUACACCAACGUCUGAAAAAAGCAGUUCCUUACUACCGAAUGAAGUUGAUGAUAGUGGGAAAUGUUGGAAGUGGUAAAACAACGUUGCUUCGGCACCUAAUGAAAUUAAAGCGAUCUGAAACUGGACCAGAAAAACCCACUAUUGGCAUUGAUGUAAAGGAGUGGGUAUUUCAAGUUAAAGAAAAAAAAGGAAAGAGAAAAGAGUACGUGUUGAAUGUCUGGGAUUUUGCAGGCCAAGAAGAAUUUUACAGCACACAUCCCCAUUUUAUGUCUCUACGAGCCUUGUACCUCGUUGUUUACGAUCUUAACAAAGGAGCUAGUGAAAUUGAUGCUAUCAAACCCUGGCUCUUCAAUAUAAAGGCCCGUGCACCAUCUUGCCCUGUAAUUCUUGUGGGUACUCACUUUGAUGUGACUGAUUUAAAACAUCGAGAUGACUGCAUCAUCAAAAUUAACACUGAACUCCUUCAGCAUCGGGAUUUUCCACCUAUCAGAGAUUACCAUUUUGUGGUCGCGACAGAAGAAUCUGAUUCUUUAUCAAAACUCCGGAAAGCCAUUAUUUGUGCGAUACAGACUUUCAAGAUCAGAGACCAGCCAGUAAUGGGUCAGCUGAUUCCCCACAGUUAUAUGGAGCUGGAAAAGAGGAUUGUUCAAGAACGAAGGGUGGUUCUAUCAGAAUUCCCAGUGAUCCAUCACCAGCGAUUGUUGGAAAUUGUUCAGGAGAACCAACUGCAGUUGGAUGAAAAUGAACUACCCCAUGCUGUACACUUCCUCAAUGAAUCCGGAGUUUUGCUGCACUUUCAUGAUCCAGUACUUCAGCUACGAGAUCUGUAUUUUGUUGACCCCCAAUGGUUGUGCAAGAUGAUGGCACAGGUUGUGACUGUUAGAGCUGCAAGUUUUCCAAAGCAUCCACAAGGGAUUAUUUAUCGUUCUGAUGUUGAGAAGUUUCUAUCACAGAAAAACAGUUUCCCUCGUAAUUACAUGUCGCAAUAUAUAAAACUGCUGGAAAAAUUCCAAAUUGCAUUGCCUUUAGGAGAAGAGCAAUUACUUAUUCCAAGCAGCUUGCCUGAUCAGAGACCUGUAAUUGAACUUCCUCAUGAUGAAAACUCUGAAUUGAUAGUAAGGCUUUAUGAGAUGCCAUACUUCCCGAUGGGAUUCUGGUCCAGACUUAUCAAUAGACUGCUGGAGGUUUCUGUUUACAUGCUUGGUGGACGAGAUCUAGAGAAGCCUUUACGUUCAAAUAGGACAUACUGGAGACAAGGUAUAUACCUGAUCUGGUCACCAGAAGCUUACUGCCUUGUGGAAUCAACUAUACUGGACAAUAAACCAGAGAGUAUUCUGAAAAUAACUGUCCCAUGUUGCAGGAAAGGCUUCAUCUUAUUGGGCCAGAUUGUGGAUCACAUUGAUUCUCUCAUGGAGGAGUGGUUUCCAGGUUUGUUGGAGACUGAUGUGAAUGGGGAAGGAGGCACUCUUUUGAAGAAAUAUGUCAUGUACAGCUUUGAAGAUAGUCAAGAAUGCCAGCAGAUGUUAUUGGAUGACCUGAUUGACAUAGCUGAAGAAGGGGACUUUUUGUCUAGUCCUACUGAUAGAAGCAACAGGAUAUCUAUAUCUCGAGUUGCCCCAGACCUUGUGCUGAGUGAUCUACCUCGGAAUAUUAUGCUGGAUCGUAACCACCUUGAGCUGGAGCAAACACCUGACUUUCUAUUAGGUGAUGGAGGAUUUGGGUCUGUCUAUCGUGCAUCUUAUAGAAGCGAGGAAGUGGCUGUUAAAAUUUUUAACAAACAUGUGUCACAAAUGCACCUUCAUCGAAUGCUGAGACAAGAGCUCGCAGUUCUUAGUCAUCUACAUCACCCAAGUUUGGUCUCUUUGUUGGCGGCUGAUUUCCGACCACGGAUGUUGGUAAUGGAAUUGGCACCUAAAGGUUCCCUGGAUCUUUUUCUUAAUCAUGAGAAAGGCAGUCUUAAUCGAACUCUUCAACAUCGGAUAGCUCUACAUGUGGCUGAGGGCUUAAGAUAUCUGCAUUCAUCAAUGAUCAUAUAUCGAGAUAUGAAACCACACAAUGUGCUGCUUUUCAACUUAAACCCCAAUUCUGCCAUAAUUGCCAAAAUUGCUGAUUAUGGCAUUGCUCAGUACUGCUGCAGAAUGGGAAUCAAGAGCUCUGAGGGCACAGCAGGAUUUCGAGCCCCAGAAGUUGCAAAAGGAAAUGUCAUCUACAAUCAUCAGGCUGAUAUAUAUUCUUUUGGAUUACUUUUGUAUGAUAUUAUCACCAAUGGUAGAAGAAUCAUAGAUGGAAUGAAGUUUUCAAAUGAGUUUGAUGAGUUAGCAAUUCAAGGAAAAUUACCAGAUCCAGUCAACGAAUAUAAUUGCUCUCCAUGGCCUGGUAUCCAAGACUUAAUUGAGGAUUGCCUGAAAGAAAACCCCGAGGACAGGCCAACAGCUUUUCAGGUGUAUCAGACUCUGAAUUCAGCAGAACUACUCUGCUUGAAGAGAAGGAUAAUUAUACCCAGUAACUUGACAGGAGAAUGCAUGGUGGCGACUAAUCCAAUUUGCAAACAGCCUGGAGUUUGGAUUGGUACCGGAAAAAGAUAUAAGGCACAACUGUCCUCUUUGGAGUUGAAUACUGAUAGACAGACUGUUGUGGAUAUCGACGACAGUCGCAUUUUAUGCCUGGAACUAAUAUCUGUAAUUGGUGAGCAAGAUAAUUGGGUGGUUGCUGGCACACAGUCUGGGCAUCUGUGGGUAAUCAACACAGAGAAUGUCAAAUCCAUUCAUCAGCUUCGGAAAAUGUCUGAUUCUAUUACCUGUUUGUUCUUCACCUAUCAUUCGAAACAUAGCAAAGAAGAAAACUUUCUGUUGGUGGGUACAGCAGAUGGAAAACUUGCAGUAUUUAAGGAUACAACAGUGAAGUAUCAAGAUGGUGCACCACUGAAAGUUAUAGACAUUGGUGACGUGAGCACUCCUUUGGUGUGUCUGAACAUAUCCCAGAAUUCAGGACAGAGUGUCAUUUGGGCAGGUUGUGGAACAAAAAUCAUAUCAUUUACCAACGAUUUUACAGUUCAGAAAAUGAUUGAUACAAAAACAAAUGUUCUUUGGCAGCAAAAGUAUCACAGUGAUGGAAAUAUUAUCACAAUGGCGAUUGACAAAUAUAUUUAUUUGGCAAAAAAGAACAGUCAUGUUGUUGAACUAUGGGACAAAAAAACUGAUCGCCUCAAUGUGUCAAUUGACUGUGCUUCACUUCUUAAAAAUGACAAGAACCUGGACACUUAUUCUGCAAGAGUAAAAGCACUUUACCUUCAAAAGAAUACUGCUCUUUGGAUUGGGACAGGAGGGGGGCAUAUCAUAUUGUUAGACCUUUCGACUCAGCAACCAAUUCGAGUGAUUCCUAAACUAUGUGACUCUAUCAGGUGUAUGGUAGCUGCGCAAAUUGAAAAGGGAAAUCCAUAUACAGUAAUGCUAAUCCUGGGAAAUAUUUGUAAGGAUUGUCACGAAAGCAACAAAUGGCAAAGUGAAUUACAGGCACACCUGUUUGUUUGGGAUAUAAAUCUUCCUUACGAUAUUCAAAAUUUGAAGAAGCACACUGACAUGAGAAGAGAAAUUACUGAAAAAAUGCGAACUGGUUUGUUGGAAUAAUGAUGUUCAUAAUGUGUCUUGAGAACAAUCUUUUAUAAAAUUUGCAUUUUAUAGUCUUUUUUGGAUUUUGGAGAUCAAAGUGAUACAUGAGCAGAAUAUUUAGAUACUCGUAUUAUAUUUACCACUAUUAUGUACAAGUUUUUUUUAAUCAAAACAAUAUAAUAUCCUCUUGAAGUCUGAUGUUAAAUAAUGCACAUGUGUUAUUAUUUCAUGCAAAAUCACUUUUAUGGUGAUGAAGUGUAAAGUUGAAAUAUACUAAUUAUUGAACUAUAACUAGCAAAUUUUAACUUGCAUAUCCACAUUAUUAACUAAGAACAUAAGAAUUGCUAGAUGAAAGAAAACCAAGGUCCAUUAUCACCCUUUGUGGCAGUCGCUUGCACAUGUCAUGCCCCAAACUAUAUACUGCAUUGUACAAUGCAAUACAAAGUUACAUUUGUAAAGCGCCUUUCAUGUCGCCAGGCGCUGAAAAUGUACUGAAACAGUACGUGAACAGUAUAUAUAUAUAAUUAAUGUUUCUGAAAUGGAAGGUUGCUCCUGCAGUUAUUUGGAAUAUUUUUCUCUUGUGAUGGAGUUGAAGUCAGUGAUCUGCAGUCAAGUUCACACUGUAGUUCAUUCUUUAGCUCUGCCUUCUUGGCAGCAUCAGUUCGAAACAUUGAAGCAGACUGUUGGAAGUCAACAGUGACCAAACAAACAUAAUGUUAAGAAAAUUAUUCUACACCAUUUUGCUCAAUCAAUAACAAGAGGAAUGCUGAGGGUAUGUUCAGAGGAGCCUUUUAUUAUCUUCUGCCUAUUAUUUAUGAGGGAACUUUGAUUCUUGUAUCCAUAUUGUUUUAAUUGGAACAGGGUUAAUAUAGGACUAUUGAACCUGUUGAGAGCUUACAAGCUAGAAAUGUAUUCAGAAAUAAUUUUGAUCUAAAGUGCUGUAUUGUUUGGGAAUAGAGAUCAUUCAUGCAAAUCUGUUUUGUGUUUAUACUAUUAGUAGUAUAAUGAAGUGCAGCAAGAAGCCAGGUUUAUUCUACCUGCUCCACAUUACUUUCAUUUGGUAUUUACAAUACAACACAAAAUGACAUUUGUAUAGCGCCCUUCAUG
Molecule: messenger RNA, 8829 nt
Organism: Callorhinchus milii (elephant shark)
Lineage: Eukaryota; Metazoa; Chordata; Chondrichthyes; Chimaeriformes; Callorhinchidae
Gene: lrrk2
Product: leucine-rich repeat kinase 2
Exons: 52
Coding region: 178-7740 (2520 amino acids)
Biological process (GO): protein phosphorylation
Molecular function (GO): protein binding; ATP binding; GTP binding
Source: RefSeq, a predicted model, not a curated record